AUGGCUUCAGAUCAACUUUCGGCCCUGCUUCUGCUGCCGCCACCCCCUUCGGCAUCGUUUGACCAGUUUAAGGCUGCAUAUGAGCCCAUUCUGUUGGGUGUCUGCACCAAGCUUGUCCGGGAACUUAAUGGAGCCAAUCACGCGGCCAUACUAGAUAUUGCGCUCUCCCUUCCAGGCCUUCUAUCCCCCUCAUGUCGGCCGCGCACUAGGGCAUUUUCAAGCCUCCAGUCUUUUCUGGAAAGCAUCUAUAGGCUUAUUGGGAUUGUGUGUGUUGAGCAAGGCAUUGAGCUCGACGGUCCUGGCGGUAUUGACGCCCGUGUGAUCUUACUCGACUACGAUUCAGUCCAGACUGCCGUUCCCAGGGACAAUCCGUGCGAUGGUCCUAUUAUUGACUUGCAGACGUUGGCGCGGUCUGGGCGACUGUGGGAUUUCAUAUACUACCCGGAUAACCAAGUAGGUCAGGGUCUAGCAACGGCCUUCAGUAGCUUCUAUUCUGAGUCUAAGGACCCCAACGGCGGAUCUAUGAGCGCAAUCCCAAAUGCACCCAAUUGGAAGGCUGCAGAAUCUCUUCUGGUGAUGGAUGAUAACCACAUAUCAACCAUGCAUUACUCUGUGGCUGUAGGAGGCACUUUCGAUCACUUUCACAUCGGGCACAAGCUCUUGCUCACGGCUACGGCGUUGGUAUUGCAGCCUGCCGAGGAUGUCGAGGCAGGUAAAGUCCGGAAGAUCACCGUCGGGGUGACAGGAGAAGGUUUGCUGGCGAAGAAAAAGUAUGCCGAAUUUCUGGAGAGCUGGGAUGAGCGAUGCAUGAGUACCGGCUCGUUCCUUUCAGCCAUCAUGGAUUUCCGUAUCCCGGAAACCAGUGCGCCGCGCAUUGAACGAGACUCUGGAUCUGGAUCCGAUGACAAGUACAUUCAGAUGCAAAUGCGGCCGGAUCUAGUCUUCAAGCUGGUACAGAUCACGGAUCCUUUUGGCCCUACCAUCACCGACGAAGAGAUUAGUGCUCUUGUUGUUUCCAAAGAGACUCGUGCAGGUGGGGGCGCGGUCAAUGAGGAGCGUGCGAAGAAAGGCUGGGAGAGCCUGGAGGUGUUUGAAGUCGACGUACUACAUACAGGCGAAGUCCCCACCGAUGAUGCCGAGAGUUUCGCGUCCAAGAUAAGCAGCACUGAUAUCAGACGGCGUCGGAUGGAGAUGGCCACGGAAUAA
Messenger RNA from Aspergillus luchuensis, 1206 nucleotides. Its product is annotated as putative pantetheine-phosphate adenylyltransferase. The record is from RefSeq and is a predicted model, not a curated record. Gene Ontology annotation, biological process: coenzyme A biosynthetic process. The transcript has a single exon. Gene Ontology annotation, molecular function: dephospho-CoA kinase activity. Lineage: Eukaryota; Fungi; Ascomycota; Eurotiomycetes; Eurotiales; Aspergillaceae. The coding region runs from base 1 to 1206 and encodes 401 amino acids.